ACGGCCAGAACCAGUCAGCCCGCGCCCUGCCGGCCGCCCCGCGCCUCCAGCUCUUCCCCGGCCCCGCCCGAACGCCACACGGCGGAGUCCAGCCCCAGCCCGCGCCCCAGAGCCUGCCAAGGCGGCGGCGGUCGGGGGCCGGCAGGGCGCAAGGCACCAGGGAUCCCCUCGCCGCCGGACACAGCCUCGGCGUGCCCCCAGGACUGCUAAAGUUCCACUCGCCAGCCGCAUCCAUGCUUCUGGCGCGGAUGAACCCGCAGGUGCAGCCCGAGAACAGCGGGGCGGACGCGGGUCCAGAGCAGCCCCUUCGGGCGCGCAAAACUGCGGAGCUGCUGGUGGUGAAGGAGCGCAACGGCGUCCAGUGCCUCCUGGCGCCCCGCGACGGCGACGCGCAGCCCCGGGAGACCUGGGGCAAGAAGAUCGACUUCCUGCUGUCCGUAGUCGGCUUCGCAGUGGACCUGGCCAACGUGUGGCGCUUCCCCUACCUCUGCUACAAGAACGGCGGCGGUGCCUUCUUGAUCCCGUACACACUGUUCCUUAUCAUCGCGGGGAUGCCCCUGUUCUACAUGGAGUUGGCUCUGGGACAGUACAACCGGGAGGGGGCUGCCACCGUGUGGAAAAUCUGCCCAUUCUUCAAAGGCGUUGGCUAUGCUGUCAUCCUGAUCGCCCUGUACGUUGGCUUCUACUACAACGUCAUCAUCGCCUGGUCACUCUACUACCUCUUCUCCUCCUUCACCCUCAACCUGCCCUGGACCGACUGUGGCCACACCUGGAACAGCCCCAACUGUACCGACCCCAAGCUCCUCAAUGGCUCCGUGCUUGGCAACCACACCAAGUACUCCAAGUACAAGUUCACGCCAGCAGCCGAGUUUUAUGAGCGUGGUGUCCUGCACCUUCACGAGAGCAGUGGGAUUCAUGACAUCGGCCUUCCCCAAUGGCAGCUCUUGCUCUGUCUGAUGGUCGUCGUCAUCAUCUUGUAUUUUAGCCUCUGGAAAGGGGUGAAGACAUCAGGAAAGGUGGUGUGGAUCACAGCCACGCUGCCUUACUUCGUGCUGUUCGUGCUCCUGGUCCAUGGUGUCACGCUGCCCGGAGCCUCCAACGGCAUCAAUGCCUACCUGCACAUCGACUUCUACCGCUUGAAAGAGGCCACGGUAUGGAUUGAUGCCGCAACUCAGAUAUUUUUUUCCUUGGGGGCUGGAUUUGGAGUGUUGAUUGCAUUUGCCAGUUACAACAAAUUUGACAACAACUGUUACAGGGAUGCCCUGCUGACCAGCAGCAUCAACUGCAUCACCAGCUUUGUCUCUGGGUUCGCCAUCUUCUCCAUCCUUGGUUACAUGGCCCAUGAACACAAGGUCAACAUUGAGGAUGUGGCCACAGAAGGAGCUGGCUUAGUGUUCAUCCUGUAUCCAGAGGCCAUUUCUACCCUGUCUGGAUCUACAUUCUGGGCUGUUGUGUUUUUCGUCAUGCUCCUGGCGCUGGGCCUUGACAGCUCAAUGGGAGGCAUGGAGGCUAUCAUCACAGGCCUGGCAGACGACUUCCAGGUCCUGAAGCGACACCGGAAACUGUUUACAUUUGGCGUCACCUUCAGCACCUUCCUUCUCGCCCUGUUCUGCAUAACCAAGGGUGGAAUUUAUGUGCUGACCCUCCUGGACACCUUUGCUGCGGGCACCUCCAUCCUUUUUGCUGUCCUCAUGGAAGCCAUCGGAGUUUCCUGGUUUUAUGGAGUGGACAGGUUCAGCAACGACAUCCAGCAGAUGAUGGGAUUCAGGCCGGGUCUAUACUGGAGACUGUGCUGGAAGUUCGUCAGUCCUGCCUUCCUCCUGUUCGUGGUUGUUGUCAGCAUCAUCAACUUCAAGCCACUCACCUACGACGACUACAUCUUCCCGCCCUGGGCCAACUGGGUGGGGUGGGGCAUCGCCCUGUCCUCCAUGGUCCUGGUGCCCAUCUACGUCAUCUAUAAGUUCCUCAGCACGCAGGGCUCUCUUUGGGAGAGACUGGCCUAUGGCAUCACGCCAGAGAACGAGCACCACCUGGUGGCUCAGAGGGACGUCAGACAAUUCCAGUUGCAACAUUGGCUGGCCAUCUGAGCCUGCCUGGAGGAGGAGGAGGAGGAACCCCCAUGCCAAUGUCCAGGUCACAAGCCUCCGCUUCGUUCCCACCCCGGACACCAUCUUGGGAUUCCUCCCCUGGAAGUUGUCCUUUCUGAUCCUCUCUUCUUUUCCCAAUUACAAAUGAUUUCGUGACUGUAGUUUUUGUUCACCUUCUGUGCAUCUGGCCUGGGGGCUGUUAGCUCAGAGGAGAGGAGCAAACAGGAAAAUGACUUCUGUUCUGUCCCGUUGUUUUGGGGGAAGUCUCUCCCACUUUGGGAUCCUGCCGAAGCCGGGUUCAUGAGGUCGGAAACCCCCACCACAUUUGCCUAGAGUUUGGACACAGGAGUUCUUAGUCCACCAAAUCAGAGAGAGGAUGGGCUUUUGAUCAGAUACCCCCCCCAAAAAACAAAAACAAAAACAAAAGCAAAAAUCAAACAAAAUCCGGCUGAGUUUAGUGGGGUGGUUGGGGAAGGUACAUAGACCCUCCUCUUGCCCACCCCAGACAGCCCUCUCAUGUCUGAGCCUCAGCCUGGGAGUUAGAUUUAUUUGUCCCUAAAAUGAAGUCAGUGGAUAGAUGCUUUAAGGGAUUUUGAGUAGAAACAUUCAUAGUUAAUUUUCACUCUGGCCAAUCUGAGCUUGAUGUGUGUGUUCUGGAACAUUCCUCCAGCUUUUGGUGGUCAGAUGGCCCAGAGCUAUGGGGGCCAGAAGGAAGAGGGUAAAUGAACCAUAGUGAGCAGGUUCUAGGAGGUACCUACAUCAGACAAGCUGUGGAGGCCACGUGGCAAGCCACAUCUACUGAGGCUUCAUGCUGCUCUUGCUCUGAAAGACACGGAGCCCAGAAACCCAUCUGCACUUCCUGAGACCUGCCUGGGGAAACGGGGGCAGGGACCAAGUGAGGCCGCAUAUGUGCCUUCACCGUGCUGUCCUCACAAGGCCAGGUGGGUGCCCAAAGGGAGCCUGACAGGCUGUUGUGUUAAUUUAUUGUUCUUGGACACCUGCACAGCCUCCCUCUGGGAAUCCCACCUGGAGUGGACCGGGGGCCUUGAGAAAUGGAGAGUUGGCUGCAAAAACUCUCAUGCACUAGAUGUGGCACCUUGGAGGCAGAGUGAGACGAGCAGCCCAGAAAUACUCUCUCAAGUGGAGGGGAGAAUUUCGAGAGUGGAUGGGACAGUUUGGUGGUUUCAGAGAACGUCUAGGUUUCUACUUGGAUCUACUUCUGAUACAAACUUGCACUUGGUGCCCUCUGGUGGUGGUUAGUUUUAGUUCCGUAAGAGAAAUGAUUCCUAGUUUGCUAAAUUAUUGGCAUCUUUGCGUGGGGUUUCUGUUUAUGGUUAGAGUCUCUUACACCCUUGUUGGAGGGAUUCUUAUUCUGACUGUGGGAGCUCCUGUUGCAGGAUCUUGGGAAAAAAUAAAGAAGCCGCUGCACUCGAACUUCAAGAAGGUGCUUUGCCUCAAAUUGGGGUGUCAUUGAGCCUGGUGGCUCCUGCACGAAGAGGAUUAUGAGGGGACCAGGGUGGGGCAGGGAGAUGGUUUUGUCUCCCAGGGUUCUGAGGUUUCCUUGCUGGGUCGGGGUCCUCAGGUCAUUCUAUAGAGAAAAGAGGGAAAAUCGGGAGACUUUGAAUCUUUCCGCAUAAAAACAUCAGCUGAAUGCCUGAGACAGCCCAGGUGGCAGGUGUCUUGGAGCCCUGUGAACAGUGAGGCUUAAGAAUGGAGGAGAACAAUCAGGUCGGGGUCUGGGCCCCAUUAGUAACUUUGAAUCCUCCCAUAAAAGGUAACUUCUUCCUAGGUGUUACCAUUUUUCUUUUCUUUUCUUUUCUUUUCUUUUUUUUUUUUUUUUUUUUUGUAAUAAAGCAAUUUUAUGCACAUUACCUGCCAUCUGCCCAGUGAGGACUGCAGGGCUAUAGCUUCUAUCUCCCCGUUUGCCAGGUGAGAAAACCAAGGCCUAGCAUUUUAGUCACUCUUGCUCAAGGUAUUUUAGCAACUAAGAGAUCGAGUUGGACCUUCAAUUCACAUCCGCUGUCUCUCAGCCCAGAUUAUUUUGAAAUUCCCUGCACAAUAUGGUUCACCCCACCCAGGGCUGUCAUUUUUAAAAGACUCAUUCAAACAGCAAAGGAAAAUUUCUUAGCAAAAGAACAAUGUGUUGGAGGAUGGGAAGGGGCUAGAGAAUGCAAUUUAUUUUCCUCUAGCUGGUUUCCAGUGAGGAAAUUAUUUAGCUGCUCUUUUUUUGGUGAAAAUAAUCACUCUUUGGAACAGUUGGAUGUGAAAAGCUGAGUCUACUUGGUUGAAAUGAGAGCAAACAGUCAGCAAAGCCUUGUGCAUUAGAGCAGGGGCAUGCUUCCGAGAGAGCCUGCCAUUUCCUCUUUGCCAUCUGCAUGUGGCCCCUUCUGCCUCCAGACAUUUGUCCCGGAGUGAAUCGGAGAUGUGGUGCUAGCUGAACCAACACCAAACCAACGCAAUGGUGCUGCCUUGCAGCGGAAGUUGGCUCCUGAAUCUGGAGUGGGAACCUGGCUCCAAGCCUGGGUCCCCUGGGAGGGUGGGGGGGUACCAGAAAGCCCUUGGGAGUUCUCGGGGAGGUGUUUGGAGACCAUUUGGGUUUACCUUUCCACCCACAUGUAAUGGAGAGAGAGUAUGGUCUUUAUGUUAAGUCAUCUUUGACUUCCUUUUUGUAGCUUGUUUUUAAUAGCAGAGGUCACCCGGGACAAGGGUGCUGUGUACUGUAUAUGACACUUGACACUUUUGAUAUUUUGUCAGGUUUUUAAAGAAUUAUUAUUUUUCAUGAAAUGUAAAAUAUCAGUUUGAGAACAUCACAUUUACAUCUACUCAAUGUCUAGUUAUUUAGCACCCACCUUUUAGCCUUCAUUCUAGAUGAAAAUGAGACAAGGGAGAAGGAGAGCUACCAACUCUUGCCAGAUAUCCUGCUGAACAGAAAUCCCCGAAGCUGCCUUAAUUCUCAAAGGGAGUUACCACUCAGAUGGGAGCCAGCUCCUGCUAUAUGAUCUGUUUUCCAGCCUUGCUAAUGUGAGACUGAAGCAUUCUUACCAAAGAAAUCAUUUCUUAGUAAAGAAGCCCAUUGAACUCACUUUAUUUGUUUAUUUCCUUCGAAAGCCACAGAAGAGAGAAAAACAGAGAAGGUGUGUAGUGUGGCGGAAAAAGCACAGCAUAUAGUUUUACAGACUUGGGUCUGCAGCUGACUAGCUGGGUGGCCUGGGGAUAGUGGCUUCAUCUUUUGGGGCUUCAAGAUUCUUUGUCUUUAAAAUCAGGGGUUAUAUCAGAUCAUCAAAGUUCCCAUUCCAUUAAAGAAAACCCUGCAUAUAUCCAUAAUGAUGCUCUCCUGUUAAAUUUACAAUGAAGGAAACACAUCACUUAACUGUAAGAAUUUUCCAAAAUGAACUGAUGACCAGUGAUCUCUCUAUCAGAGAAAUGUCAGAUUUCUAGCCUCCAGAACUUUGAUUUUUCUGAACAGUCAAUAGUUCCUCUUUCUCAGAUAUUUUUCAACUGAUGCCAGAAACACUUGGUAUUUGUUUUUAAUCCAACCCUUUUGUUUUGAGGCUUUGGAGGGUAACACGUUGUCAUACCCUGUGAGUCCCAGGAUCCACAGCUCUGCUGUGGUCUCAGAAGCCACUGAAACAUUGGUGAAUGUGACGUCACUUUUGGGGUGCCUGCCCUCAUCCCUCUGUCUCUCUGCUUCCGUGUAAAUAAAGACUAUUUCAGUUGUGUCCUCUCUGUGUCAUGGACUGUUCCAAUGUCAUGCAGAUUUCUGUGUAUGAUUUGGAUUUAUUUUAAAAGUUGUUCUCCUCGUGGAAUGUAAGUGUACAGAAUAAUAAAGAAUGUUUCCUGGGCUAUGUA
Molecule: messenger RNA, 5936 nt
Organism: Symphalangus syndactylus (siamang)
Lineage: Eukaryota; Metazoa; Chordata; Mammalia; Primates; Hylobatidae
Gene: SLC6A2
Product: solute carrier family 6 member 2
Biological process (GO): sodium ion transmembrane transport; amino acid transport; dopamine uptake involved in synaptic transmission
Cellular component (GO): plasma membrane; neuronal cell body membrane; presynaptic membrane
Molecular function (GO): neurotransmitter:sodium symporter activity; dopamine:sodium symporter activity; norepinephrine:sodium symporter activity
Source: RefSeq, a predicted model, not a curated record